GCCCAGCCGCGCCGCGUCCUCGCCGCCCGCACCACGCCCGCCGCGCCGCAGGCCCCGGGCCCUCCGGUUCCCAGCGCGGCCCGGCGUCGCGGCCCCGUAUCCCGGCCCCGGCGAGAUGACGCUCAAGGCGAGCGAGGGCGACGGGGGCGGCGGCAUGCGCACGGCGCUCUCCGACCUGUACCUGGAGCACUUGCUGCAGAAGCGCAGCCGGCCGGAGGCUGUGUCGCACCAGUUGAAUGCUGUCACUGAGGACAUGUACACCAAUGGGUCUGCUGCCCCAGGUAGUCCUGCCCAGGGCAAGGGGCAGGAGGUGCGGAAAGUGCGAGUCAUACAGUUUGAGAAGGUCACAGAGGAGCCCAUGGGAAUCACUCUGAAGCUGAAUGAAAAACAGUCCUGUACAGUGGCCAGAAUUCUUCAUGGCGGCAUGAUUCAUAGACAAGGCUCCCUUCACGUAGGGGAUGAGAUCCUAGAAAUCAAUGGCACAAAUGUGACUAAUCACUCAGUAGAUCAGCUGCAGAAGGCAAUGAAAGAAACCAAAGGAAUGAUUUCAUUAAAAGUGAUUCCCAACCAGCAAAGUCGUCUUCCUGCACUGCAGAUGUUCAUGAGAGCACAGUUUGACUAUGAUCCCAAAAAGGACAAUCUGAUCCCUUGCAAGGAGGCGGGACUGAAGUUUGUCACUGGGGACAUCAUCCAGAUCAUCAACAAGGAUGACAGCAACUGGUGGCAGGGGCGGGUGGAAGGCUCCUGCAAGGAGUCGGCAGGACUGAUCCCUUCCCCGGAGCUGCAGGAAUGGAGGGUGGCAAGUGCAGCUCAGUCUGCCCCGAGCGAAGCCCCGAGCUGCAGCCCCUUUGGGAGGAAGAAGAAAUGCAAAGACAAGUACCUGGCCAAGCACAGCUCAAUCUUUGACCAGUUGGAUGUUGUUUCCUACGAGGAAGUUGUUCGACUCCCUGCGUUCAAGAGGAAGACCCUGGUGCUGAUCGGAGCCAGUGGCGUGGGUCGCAGCCACAUUAAGAAUGCGCUGCUCAGCCAGAAUCCGGAGAAGUUUGUGUACCCUGCCCCGUAUACCACACGGCCGCCCAGGAGGAAUGAAGCACACGGGCAGGAGUACCACUUCAUCUCAGCAGAGGACAUGAUGAGGAGCGUCUCUGCCAACGAGUUCUUGGAGUUUGGCAGCUACCAGGGCAACAUGUUUGGCACCAAAUUUGAAACAGUGCACCAGAUUCAUAAGCAGGACAAGAUUGCCAUCCUCGACAUCGAGCCCCAGACCCUGAAGACUGUUCGGACAGCAGAACUUUCACCUUUCAUUGUAUUCAUCGCACCUACUGACCAGGGUCCUCAGACAGAAGCCCUGCAACAGCUACAGAAGGACUCCGAGGCCAUCCGCAGCCAGUAUGCUCACUACUUUGACCUCUCACUGGUCAAUAAUGGCGUUGAUGAAACCCUUAAGAAAUUGCAAGAAGCCUUUGACCAAGCAUGCAGUUCUCCACAGUGGGUGCCUGUCUCCUGGGUUUACUAAGCUUGCAAAAUGGGGAGGGGUGGGGGGAGAACCACUGUAUGUCCCUGUCCAGCAUUUGGAACUCCAUUCCCUUGCUUUGAGACAAACAGGGCCACUCCAACUAAUUUUAUGUCUGCUUCCAGCUCUCUGCAACUAUCCCAAUUAGGCCAAAAGGAUUCAGUCUUCUUGCUCAGGCACUGGAAGGGUUGAGGUUUGAUUUUUCCUGAUAGAUGGGGCCCAGUUGAUCUGGAUUUCAAAAGAAUCUCUGGAAAUUGGGGUAACAAAUACUAUAAAAUGCAACUGCUAAUCAAAGACGCACAAAAAGCAAUGGACCGUGUCCCUCUAAAGCCUGUGCUCCUUCACCUUCAAUUAUCCUGGGCAUUUCAUGUGUCUUUUUACUUUGGAGAAAGCAUUUUUAGCUGCAACUUUCUGAAAUGCCAAAAUGAAACAGCUGUGCACUAGAAUGAUUUCUGCUGUAUGGAAACCUUCCAAAGCAAUAAAAGUGUUGCUGUGUUAAAACGCCAA
Messenger RNA from Cynocephalus volans (Philippine flying lemur), 2020 nucleotides. RefSeq names its product MAGUK p55 scaffold protein 1 (gene MPP1). NCBI's taxonomy places the organism in Eukaryota, Metazoa, Chordata, Mammalia, Dermoptera, Cynocephalidae. Bases 116 to 1516 code for a protein of 466 amino acids. The transcript has 12 exons. Gene Ontology annotation, molecular function: signaling receptor binding. Gene Ontology annotation, cellular component: cell-cell junction; plasma membrane. The record is from RefSeq and is a predicted model, not a curated record.